Molecule: messenger RNA, 660 nt
Organism: Vicia faba (fava bean)
Lineage: Eukaryota; Viridiplantae; Streptophyta; Magnoliopsida; Fabales; Fabaceae
Source: the annotation of a GenBank genome assembly
AUGAAGGAGAAAAGGGGCGAGAAGGAGGCUGAAGUAGAACAAAUCCAAAACAAUUGUAAUAAAAGUAAUCCUUUGCUGGAGGGAGGGGAAAUGAACAAGGCAAUAGGAAACUCGGGAGGUGAAAAUGUGGUGAAAAACCUGGAAGUCGAGAAUGUGGCUGAAUCGCUAGGUGCCGUAGCAAUUGCUGGUUCGAAAGCGAAAGGACAAGCAAAAGGGACUUCGGGUAGGAAGACGGCAUGGAACAUGAAGAAAAUUGAAGAAUAUUGCAGACUCGUUUGGAUCGAGGAGGUUAUAUUGAGGCAAAGGAGCAGAGCCCUUUGGCUAAGGGACGAUGAUCGCAACACAAAAUUCUUUCAUGGCAAGGAGAACCAACGACGAAAAAAGAAUCACAUCGCUAAGCUAAAAGAUGAUAAGGGGAUUUGGUGGAGGGGUGAGAAACAUUGCGAAAGAAUCCUACUGUCUUAUUUUUCUGAUAUUUUCUCCUCAUCUGGUCUAUCAAAUAUUGAGGAAGUCUGCCAAGUUAUGAAGGGGAAGAUCAAUAGCCAACAAAAACUUUGGUGCCAAGCCCCGUAUUCUUCAUUGGAAGUCAAAGAAGUGUUGAAGCAGAUGCACCCCUUGAAAGCUUCGGGUCUAGACAUACUUCCUGCACUGUUUUAUUAG